Molecule: messenger RNA, 1281 nt
Organism: Dovyalis caffra
Lineage: Eukaryota; Viridiplantae; Streptophyta; Magnoliopsida; Malpighiales; Salicaceae
Source: the annotation of a GenBank genome assembly
AUGAGCUUUUGGGGUAUUGAAGUGAAACCAGGCAAGCCUCACCCUUAUCACUCUGAUGAUGUCCAAGGAAAGCUUCGGGUAACUCAGGAUAUUGCUGAUACGGAAUCGGACGAAUCUAGUGAAUAUGAUUAUGAUGAUGAAUUUGACGACGAUGACUUCAUUAUUGAUGACAAUGAUCUUCAUAUGCAUUCCCCUUCGCCUGUCCCCAAUAGUGGAGUUGUAAUUGAGGAGAUAACUGAAGAUGACAAACCUACGAAAGAAAAUGCCAAGUCUAAACGACUAAAGAAGAAGAAUAACCAAUCAAGUGACCGGGAAGACCAAAACAACUCUCAACGACAAAUUGUUCUUAAGAGGGAUACAUGUAUUUCAGUUCUGGAAAGUGAAGAUGAAGACGGUUUUCCAAUUUCUUCCUCGGCAAAAAGCAAAGUGACAGUUCAGGAGCCUCAAGCAGAAUUAAAUGGACAAAAAGAUGAGGAAACAACCCGAGAAACAAAUAAGAAGAUAGCAAGAGAGGAUAAUGAUGAUGCUACUGGAAAAAAGAGAAAAGUUAAAAGCGUUGAUCAAGAUGGUCAACCAGAAAGCAAAACGAAGAAGAAGAAGAAGCAGAGAGAACGAGGUACAGAGGAAAAGACUAAUGAAAUGGAUGACAAGGAAGAAAUCAACAUUGCCUCUAGAGAUGAAAUCAAGCCUGAGGAAGUGAAAGAGCAGGAUGCUACCAAUGGAAACAAACACGAUCAGAGGGGACUUGACACUGAUGCAGAUAGUAUGCCUGGUGAAGACUCAUCUGAUAAGAAAAAGAAAAAGAAGAAGAAGAAGAAGAAUAAGACCCAGGAUAGUGGAGCAACAACUAAGGAUCAAGCUAUUUCAGCUGUGGGAGGCGAAGCCAAGUCUUCGUUGGAGUCCGAGGAUAACCAAUCUACAGGCAAGUCUUCACAAGUUAGAACCUUCCCAAAUGGAUUGGUUAUUGAAGAAUUGGCAAUGGGCAAACCAGAUGGUAAACGAGCUUCCCCAGGAAGUCAGGUCAGCAUGCACUACAUUGGUAAGCUGAAGAAGAAUGGCAAAAUAUUUGACUCUAAUGUCGGAAGAGCUCCCUUUAAAUUCCGCCUAGGUGUGGGACAGGUCAUAAAGGGGUGGGAUGUUGGAGUUAAUGGCAUGCGAGUUGGGGACAAAAGGAGACUCACAAUUCCACCAUCAAUGGGUUAUGGAGAUCGCGGUGCUGGCGGGAAGAUACCACCAAACUCAUGGCUUGUGUUUGAUGUUGAGUUGGCGAAUGUUCGUUGA